This is a messenger RNA of Oikopleura dioica, 897 nucleotides long. Lineage: Eukaryota; Metazoa; Chordata; Appendicularia; Copelata; Oikopleuridae. The record is from the annotation of a GenBank genome assembly.
AUGUUCCGAAGUUACUGCGCGGCCGUCGAUGCUGCGGCUGAGGAAUUCGAUGCUAAUUCGGACAUGUUGGUUCACGCGAAAAGGUCCUGUCUCAACCGAAGUCUGAAAUACCUGACGAUGACGACAAAGGAGGCUGUCGAGCUCUUGGACCAGACUGGUCAUUACGAGCACGAGUCGCAAACAAUUGACGGUUCUUGGAGCACUUACGGCUUUGAUGAUUCGCCGUUUCAAUAUCUAUGGUGUUUUCGUUUCGUACAGAAACUCACGGAGCCUGACUUCAAUUGCGAGGAAGCCAACACGUUGAUUGUGCCACAUGCCGUGCUUUCCGAGGAUUUUACCUUUCUGCAACGUCUGCUCCGCGCUAUCCAGAUUUUCGCCGAUCCCCGCCGAGUUGUUCGUCUCCUCGACUUGGAAUUCGCUGGCCGACCCUACGUGGCGAUGCAGUUACGUGCCACCGAGGAAGUUUGGCCCGGUUACGAUCUAGAUUUGUUGCUUUUUCUGGCGAUGUAUCUCUAUCUAUCCGACGAGCCUCAUCCUUUUUGGGAUCCGACGAGACCAGCUCUCUUAUCUGCAUCGCUGUUGCCUGGUCCUGAAGUAGUUGCGGAUCCGUGGCGUGGCCGUUUGGAAGCCGCUCCGAUGGAUUGCUUUUACGUCCAUCAUGAUCGUCGGCGUAAUCGGAUGGUCAACCUUCUCCCCGAAGGCUUAGGCGAACUUUGGCUGGGCGAGAUUUAUCGGCAGCUCUACCCGGAUGGUCUUCCCCAAGUUGGUGCCUUAGCCGUCAUCCCUAUCGAGGAGGAACUUGCCGAAGGAGAGAAUGCUCGUCGCCCCGUCUACACCGGUGCCGAGGACUUGCGAUAUCCUUACCGUCCUGAUUUCCCCGACUCACCUGACUUUUGA